AUGCCAAUGUAUGUUCCAGUAAAAGACAUUGGCCCGCUUGAUAGGGAGAAAGCAAUAAGAGUGAAGUCUGUUAGAUGCUACGAAAUAGCCGAGAACAGAGGGUCCACCGAGAUCAAGAGUCGAGAAGUUUUGGUCUGUGAUAAAGAGAAAUAUAAGAAUGUGUUCAUAGAAGGGAAGCUCUAUUCUGUAAAAAACUUUUUGGUUUUCACCCACUAUUAUACUUUCAAAACUUGUGAUCACGAAUAUAUGAUUAGGUUAAACUAUAAGACUCAAGUAAAGGCCAUCAAAUCGAAAGGUUUUCCUAAUAAGAUGUUUCAACUCAAAAACUAUGACUCUUUGAAAGACCCUACUCAAGUGAAUGACAAGGUGUUGUUUGAUUUAAUAGGCAGGGUUGUCGAGAUCCAUGCUCCUGUGGACAAAAUAAUAGGAGGCAGACCAGCAAAACUUCUUGAUUUCAAAAUGGCUGAUAAUCAGGGAAAUACAUUACCGUGCACUGUUUGGGACAGUCAUGUUGCUUUUAUGGUACCAUAUUAUGAUUCUGGUCUUCAAGAACCCCUAAUUUUGGUUCUUCAACUUUGUCGGGCAAAAGUGGUGAAUGGUGAAAUCAGAAUUACUAGCUGCUAUGAUGCUACCCAACUUCAUUUGAAUGGACCUUAUCAGGAAUUUGCUGAUUUUAAAUCUCAGUAA
This is a messenger RNA of Ipomoea nil (Japanese morning glory), 687 nucleotides long. RefSeq lists its product as uncharacterized. The record is from RefSeq and is a predicted model, not a curated record. Bases 1 to 687 code for a protein of 228 amino acids. NCBI's taxonomy places the organism in Eukaryota, Viridiplantae, Streptophyta, Magnoliopsida, Solanales, Convolvulaceae. The transcript has 5 exons.